This is a messenger RNA of Perognathus longimembris pacificus (Pacific pocket mouse), 687 nucleotides long. It is a transcript of the gene Pfdn1, whose product is annotated as prefoldin subunit 1. The record is from RefSeq and is a predicted model, not a curated record. Gene Ontology annotation, molecular function: protein folding chaperone. The transcript has 4 exons. Gene Ontology annotation, biological process: protein folding. Lineage: Eukaryota; Metazoa; Chordata; Mammalia; Rodentia; Heteromyidae. Gene Ontology annotation, cellular component: prefoldin complex; cytoplasm. Bases 33 to 401 code for a protein of 122 amino acids.
UUCCAACGCGCAGGCGCAGAGCGUGCGUGAAGAUGGCGGCCCCCGUGGAUCUGGAGCUGAAGAAGGCCUUCACAGAGCUCCAGGCCAAAGUUAUUGACACGCAACAGAAGGUGAAGCUUGCAGACAUACAGAUUGAACAACUAAACAGAACAAAAAAGCAUGCACACCUUACCGAUACAGAGAUUAUGACUUUGGUAGAUGAAACUAACAUGUAUGAAGGUGUAGGAAGAAUGUUUAUUCUUCAAUCCAAAGAGGUAAUUCACAACCAGCUGUUAGAGAAACAGAAAAUAGCAGAAGAAAAAAUUAAAGAACUAGAGCAGAAAAAGUCCUACCUGGAGCGCAGCGUUAAGGAAGCGGAGGACAACAUCCGGGAGAUGCUGAUGGCACGGAGGGCACAGUAGGAGCGGCCGAGAGCAGCACUUCCCCGACUCCUCUCGUCCCGGCAGGAACGGAGGGGCUUGUGCCAGCGUAACCCCCCUCCGCGAGAUGGACCUUUCAUUCUGAAUGGCAUCAACCCCCACUUUCCUCUGUGUGUGUUCUCUGCCGCCGCCCUGCCCAGGACACCUUUGGAACCUGGGGUGAGCCAGGCAUUUCCAGGAGAGAAGACGGGGUCCUGGGAAGACGGGGAGGCUUUGUCUGAGUCUGCUGCUAGGUAAACUGUCAGACCAAUAAAAGUCAAUGUCCCAC